Molecule: messenger RNA, 3533 nt
Organism: Branchiostoma floridae (Florida lancelet)
Lineage: Eukaryota; Metazoa; Chordata; Leptocardii; Amphioxiformes; Branchiostomatidae
Product: platelet glycoprotein Ib alpha chain-like
Exons: 4
Coding region: 223-618 (131 amino acids)
Source: RefSeq, a predicted model, not a curated record
CUUCACCCUCGUAGAAAUGCCGAUCCUUGAGGGCGAAGGUCCUGUGACUGCCACCACACUGAAACAUGUGGUCCAGGACCAAGUGACCCUAAUGAUGCAGGUGAGACAGACCUUGCAACCCUCAAGGUCCCUACUAACUUUGAGCUGGAACACAUCGCCAUCCGGCUGGUGGCAAAAUACCCUAGGCUAAAGUUGGAGGAGGGUGCAGCUCAGGAUGCCCAUAUGGAGACCACGACACCACUGACUCAGAUGGAGACCACGACACCACUGACUCAGAUGGAGACCACGACACCACUGACUCAGAUGGAGACCACGACACCACUGACUCAGAUGGAGACCACGACACCACUGACUCAGAUGGAGACCACGACACCACUGACUCAGAUGGAGACCACGACACCACUGACUCAGAUGGAGACCACGACACCACUGACUCAGAUGGAGACCACGACACCACUGAAUCAGAUGGAGACCACGACACCACUGGAUCAGAUGGAGACAACUCUGCCCCCAGGUCUACUGGGGCAAAAAAGCCACGCAAGACCCCGCCACUUCCAACUCCGCCACUUCCAACCAUGGAGCCAGCGGGAGGGGCAUCAGGCACCCAUGGACAGCUGAUCGGCAUCACAAGUAAUAUCGAAAGCUAAGAGGCUAGACGUCUGCUCAACCCUGUCUUUGGCCCAGAGCAUCCGCGUGCGGGCACAACUGAUGACGUGGAAUGCUUCUUCUCCAUUCUCCACCACAAGACAGCUGGGCAGGCAGUGACUUUCAAAGAAUUCAAGCAGUGGUGGAGGAAGCUUGUUUUGUGAGUAUUUACCUGGUUGUUUAAAGUUCACCAAUGAUUGACCUAAGAAUUUGUUAACUCAAUAAGGCAUACUAGUACUUAACAAGGUUCAAAUGCUUUUUUUUUGUGCUUUCUCUAUGCAAUAUGCUACAUGUCAUCUAGUCAUCAGACUAAUGUGUGUACGGGAUAUGUUACAAUGUAUGUACGAACUGAAAAGCUAUUAGUCACUGACAAGGUUAUUCUUCACUUAUUUAGGCAGUUCAGGGAAAUGGUAUCCUUCUGACGUGCCCUCCGAGGAGGUUCCCAGGCUACAUCAGAUACGGUACCGGGUAAGGGAAGACAGCUCAAUCCUAGCGGCUGGAAGGGCAUUCCUCACAGCAAGACACCGACCGACACUCAGACAAAGUUUCCACAAGUUUGCUGUGGGUCUCCCUUCUGUGCUAGAGGACCUCCAAAGGCAUAUCUAAAAUGUAAUAAAUAACCACCCAGGCGGUGGUGACCCUACCGACGACCCGCCUCGAGAGACAGGUCAUACGACAGCGAAGUAAACUUAUCCAAUCGAAAAGAAGACUUGUCACAGUCAAUGGUUGCUAGGGUAUAAUCCUCCUAGCUUAGCUAUCACCAGAGCCGACGCUACUGUCCGGGAAGCAGACGAAGUGCUGAACGGAGCAAAAUUUAAGUAUUGGAUAUAGUGUUUGUGUCACCAAGACCUGAUCUGUCCAACUUCCGAUUUAAUUGCUGGUACCGGUAUUGAUGUGGUGACUCCUCUUGUGAAUUAAAAUCUUAAGGUUUGUUCUUGUAUGUGUCCACCGACGGUCAGGCCAUUACAAUCAAGCUGUCCAAACAACUGGAGACAACCAACACAAAACUUAAUGUUGUUGAUGCCUACAAUGCAGUGCAGUGGGCACCAACGAAUACAGAAUUCCCUACAUCUGUGGAGCUUCGGUAGGCAGCAGACCCCUCAUAUGCAUGCCGGGAACCAACAGUUUUGGUGUGUUUGCCAAUUUGCCCAUCUGUGCUUGACAGAAAGGCGCACCAUGAAAUGGACAACAAAGGUACAAUAGUAGAAUCUCUAGUAGGUGACUAUGCCCCACCUGGCAAGAUUAGCAUUAAACGGCGAUGCAGAUUUCCGUUUCGUAAACCGUCGUUGCCUUCGAGAACCGUCGUUGCCUUCGAGAACCGUCGUUGCCAUAUUUUUGAACGCUCGUUGCCUUAAUAACGGACGAUGCCAUUUCCGAGCGAAUUCCGAAUACUCGCGACGUGUUCGUGAAGUUAUUUACGUAACUUCUCGGAAUAAUUCUUAGAAUUGUGGGAAAUCGCAUUUCUGGAACACAUGCAAACAUGGCGUCAGAGGAAGAUCAAUCACGUGUUGCAGAAGUUCAGGCUGUAGAAGUUGCUGUUCCGUUGACGGGAUCAGAAGCGCAACCAAAGUCCAUCAAAAACCAUCAGGAUGGAACGCCUUUUACAACUCAGUUGCGGUGAGUCAUUACUUGCACUUUGAAAUGUUUCCCAAAUACUCUAUAAAGUAGAUUGUAUUAUUUACUUGCAACCAUACACCAGAAAAAAAACAAUUUCAAAAUAUAAAGUUAAACUGUUAUUUCUCAAUGCAUGGCCAGUCUUUGAAAUUCGGCAAACAAUCCACGGCUGGAGAUUGCAGACCCGGUGCAAGCAGAAGCUCAAUCAUCUACAUGGCCAUGGCCUGCAAUAUCUACCCCCUAACAAAAUGUGUGAUUGUGUGACAGGACAUGACCCUUGGUCCCAAAAUGUCUUUCAGUGUACAGGGUGUAAUACAGGAAUGCAUCCAGAAUGCUUCGCUGCCUACCAUAGGCGACCAAGGCCAAGGCCUUACUAGUUAGUGCCCUAACUAACAAGAUGACUCAGGUACAUAGUAUACAUUUCCAUGAUGUUGUGGAGAAAGUUGUAACUGUUCUGCAAUUCCCUUCCGACGAGCAAACACCCCACACGACGCGUACACGACCUCGGAGAGGUCUUCAUUGCCACAACGCCUACAAAGAAUUCCUGGUAAAGGACACCAAUGCACUACUCCUGUAUGAAUGUAUGGUCGAGUUUGGCUGGGAAAGUUUGGAAGGUUAGUGUACAGCACUACAAAUAAUCAUCACAUUUAUGUACUUCACUACAAAUAUUCAUUACUUCACAUGUGAAACAAAAUCAUAUUUGUGAGUCAAUAUUUUAUUUGUACAAUGUAUAUGAAAAGGGAUAAUUCUCAGAAAGUGUUUGAAUAAAUUCAACCGAUCCAGCUUCAACAACCGGUUCCACGUGAUCGUAUUUAACACGGGGAGGUGAUCAUAUGUGCAGCAGGUCGAUGGUUGUUAGCAAUGUUGCCUACUUGACUCUACUUGACUGUUGCCAGAGUGAAACAUGCAUUAGGUCUACAGCUGCAGAACUUCGUUACCGCUUUGAGAUAAAGAAGAUUCUCUACUACAAGGCACUGGGGAUGUCCUGGCAACAGUCUAUAUUGACCCAUGAAAAGGUUUUGUUGGCGCAUUCUUGUCUUAAAAGGAAAAUUCUUCAAUCAGGAAAUUCAAUGCUAGUUUGAAUUCAGUGUUGUAAUCUGGUGUCAAGCUGGAAAAUUUCUACAUUUUCUGCGCUUUUCAUUAAAUCUCUCUCAUUUACAUUUCCAUCAUUUAGAUUUCUGAACAAAGUAUCUGUGUGAUUAAACAAGUUACACGGUUCACCUUGUCAGCCAAACAGACUGGAGGCGUUGUUUUCCAAGCUGGACCUGAAGGCU